AUGUGAUUAUUGUUUAUUAUUAAUUGAUGACUUUUAUUUUGACAGGCGACAGGAAGUCACACCUGGAAGUGAUCGUCUUCAGUGUUUUCAUCAAAAUGGCGUCCGGCUCGUUGAGUCCCGUCAGCGGCAGGUUUGAACCUUCAGAGCCGCCGUACGUCCUGAUGAAGAGCGCGAAGCGAGCUGCAGACGGCCAGCAGCUGAUGGCGUGUAAAGAAGAGGUUCCCUCCAGCCUGGACCAGGAGGACCCAACAGAACCUCCACACAUUAAAGAGGAGCAGGAGGAGGCAUGGAGCGGUCAGGAGGAGGCGACAUCACUUCCUGUCCCUGUGAAGAGUGAAGAUGAUGAUGAAGAGAAACCUCAGUCCUCACAGCUUCAUCACAUGGAAACAGAAGCUGAUGGAGAGGACUGUGGAGGACCAGAACCAGACAGAACCUCAGAUCCAGAACCAGACAGAACCUCAGAUCUAGAACCAGACAGAACCUCAGAUCCAGAUGGCCGUUUAGAGACUGAAGACUUGUCUGAGGCGGAGGUCAGUGAUGACGACAGAGAAGCUGGGUCAGGUUUGAACUCAUUUACGUGUUCUGACUGCGGGAAGACGUUUGGCCACAAGACGAACCUGAAGAGACACCUGAGGUGUCACAGCGGGGAGAAACCCUUCAGCUGCUCCUUCUGCAGUAAGAGCUUCACCCGGCGGGAACAUCUGAUCGCUCACACGAGGUGUCACUCUGGAGAAAAACCCUUCAGCUGCUCGGUGUGUCACACCAGCUUCAGUCACAGCUGGUCGCUGGACAAACACAUGAGGGUGCACACCGGGGAGAAACCCUUCAGCUGCUCGCUGUGCGGGAAAAGCUUCAGGCAGCGCUCGGAUUUAGUCGCUCACUUCAGAAUUCACACGGGAGAGAAACCGUUCAGCUGCUCGGUGUGUCACACCAGCUUCACUCAGCGCCACACGCUGGUCCAACACAUGAGGACACACACCGGGGUCAAACCCUUCACCUGCUCCGUGUGCGGGAAGAGGUUCUCACGGAAGGGUCACAUGACGAGACACAUGGCGGCACACACGGGGGAGAAACCGUUCAGCUGCUCUGUCUGUGGCAAAAGCUUCACGUGGCAGUCUCAGUUCAAACGCCACGAGUGUGCAGACAGGACGUGAAGCUGAAGCUGUGUACACAC
Molecule: messenger RNA, 1174 nt
Organism: Larimichthys crocea (large yellow croaker)
Lineage: Eukaryota; Metazoa; Chordata; Actinopteri; Sciaenidae
Product: gastrula zinc finger protein XlCGF8.2DB
Exons: 2
Coding region: 27-1154 (375 amino acids)
Biological process (GO): regulation of gene expression
Cellular component (GO): nucleus
Source: RefSeq, a predicted model, not a curated record